AAAAAAAAAGAAGUAAUUUUUUAAAGAAGUAUAUAAAUAUUAAUAUAUUAUAAUUUCAUGUUUGUAUCGCAAUAAUUGAUAUGCUUAUUUUACAAACAAUUGUAAAAAGAUUUUAAUACAAGGUGUCUAUAAAGUUUGUCCCCGUAUUUAAAAAACAAUUUAAAAUAAUGAAAACCGCCAAAUUUGUGUUCAAUUAUUGGAGGAGUAGAAUAGCCCUUCGAAAUAAUCAGGAACAUAUUUCGCAAUUUUUUAUAAUUUUAAACUGUUUUCGAAAUUAGAGGAUAUUGUUCGAUUUUAGAGAUACCUCUACAUUAUAUGUAUACAUAUAAAUAAUAUUUUAAAUUUUACAAUUAAUUUUAAAUCAAAUGUCUAUUAAAACAUACGUACUGCAUAGUUAAAUUUACAAAGAAAUUAUUUUAAUCUUUAGAAUCUUUCAGUAGCCACUAUAGUGACCAUCAAUAAAUAACUGAUUAAUAUAUAAAAUUUUAGAAAGGAGUGUGAGUAAUUGAAUUUUGAACAUAUUUUUAUGUUUCAUAUAAGCUUACAUCAAGAAACAUGAAAAUAUCAAAUAGGAAAAAUUUUGAUAUUUUUCCUGUUAUUUAGUAUCAAAUAAUAAACCAUUAGUGAUGAGCAUAAGUUGAUAUCACCAUAAGGAUAAAAUUUUGAAACUUUGAUGUCACAAUCGCAAUCAACGAUUUCAAAAAUUCUCAAAACAAAAAUUACAGUUUGGAAAAAAAUUUGCAUUGAUCUUUUUUGUCCCGGCCUGAUCACUGUAGUAGCCAGAGUUGAAUUGGUGACUUAGCUUGACAUACAGAUUAUUUACAAUAUUUACAUAUAUGAAUCAGACAUAAAAAAUAUCACUUUCGAAAACUCUACAAGUUAAAAUGCAUAUAAAUGAACUAUAAAGAAAGCAGAAAUUAUAUAAGAUAUACUAGAUAUUAUGCAUAUUGUAGUUAAUGUAAAUACUUUCAAAUUUGAAUAUAUAAUUGCACUAUACCGUUUACUUGAUGCAAGGCACGAAAUGCAUUCUACAAAGCAUCGAAAGAAACUGUAACUUUUCUCUUGCCAAGAAAAAAGUCAUAAUUGCGUUUACACAAAAAUAUUUUUAUCUUACAUGUUAAAGAAAUAUUUUUUAUUACAAAUUGAGGUAAUUCAAACUAAUUCACUUUAUAACAUAAAUUCAUUGUUAGGAAAAUAUAACCACUUUUUGUGAUUGCUCACGUUGCGCGAUAAUAUCGAUCGUUUAGGAUUCUCAGAAGUUUUCAUAGGGAAUAAUAUAACAAUCUAAAGUUCGUUCUAUACAGUUGUGUCGUAAUUGUCGUAUAAAAUGCAUGCGAUAGAACGGUAUUACAAAAUCAAUCGAAUACUUCUUAAAACGGUUGGCUUGUGGCCCUAUGAUCAGUCAUAUGUCUUGCAACUACAGAAAGUAUUGUUUAUCAGUAUUCCUGUAACAUUUAUUUUUGUUCAGUUGCUGGCAUUCAUUACAAAGCAAUACAAUACGAAUCUUUUCCUUCAAAUUCUUUCAUUUAUCUUUCCUGUUCUUAUUAAUAUAAUAAAGUAUUGCCUUUUUAUCAUUCAAGCAGACAAUUUAAAGCAACUACUGGAGCAAAUUCAAGCUGAUUGGAAUUCGUUGAGGGAUAAGUUGGAAAUUAAUAUUAUAGAAAAAUAUGCUUGCAACGCAAGGCUAUUUACAAUAGUUUUAAUAGUGUAUUGCCAUUUUGGUAUAUUGUUUUGCGGAAUAUUUCAACUUCUACCAAUGAUUCUUGACAUUAUCGUACCGUUAAACGAAUCACGGCCCUAUCAGCUUUUUGUAGUCACGGAAUACUUUCUCAAUGAAGAAAAGUAUUUUUAUAUUACGCUGUUACAUGAGGCAUUAGCUUAUACUAUAGGAACUACCACAUUAUGUGCUACAGGUGCAAUGAUUAUGAUAUGUAUCCUACACGCAUGUGCAUUAUUUGAAAUCGCAAGUUACCGAAUAGAAAAUGCAAUCCAGAAGAGUACAUUAAUGAUGCCUAGUUCUAGAAGAGAGUAUUUCCUUUACCGAAAGAUUGUAUAUGCGGUUGUUAUGCAUCAGCGAGCCACCAAAUUCAUUGAACUUUUCACAUCCAGUUUUGCGCCAUUAUUCUGUAUUCUAAUCAUACUUGGCGUCAGUUCUUUAAGUUUCAAUCUCUUUCAAUUUCUUCAGUUAAUAACACUAACAAAAAAUAUCUGCCAGACAUCUGUAGUUGCUAUAUUCAUACUCCUACAUUUGAAUUAUAUGUUUGUUGCUAAUUAUGGCGGACAAGAAUUAUUAAAUCAUGGUCUAAAGAUGUUUAAAGCAACUUAUAACGGGCUAUGGUAUGCAGCUCCGUUACGUACUCAAAAACUGUUAUUAUUUAUAAUGCAAAAGGGAACAACAAAUAUUGGUUUAACCUUUGGUGGCAUAUAUGUUGCAUCCUUAGAAGGUUUCGCUACGCUCAUAUCAUCUGAAAGGCAAUACAAACAAGCGUACACAUGGAUGAAAUAAGUUACAGAAGAGUUACACUAAAAAAAUAUAAAUCAAUAAUAUAACUUACAAAUCAAAAGUGUGAUCAAGUUUGUGUGGUAAAAUAUAAUUGAUUGGAUACAUCGAUUUAUCCUGUAUGUAGGUAUGUACUUAUAUAGCUAUGAUAUAAAAGACUUCAUUACUCGAAUGAUCGCUAUAUCUAAUCCGUAACCGCUUUCUCUCCUCUAUUAUUAAUUUAAUUUCGUUUUAAUAAUAUAAAUAUUAACAUAUUUGAAAAGACAUUUUUACAUUUUAAAUAAUCAUUUUAUUUAAAAAAUAAAAUUAAAGAACCAUACAUUUUUCAAUUUGCAAUACAUUUUUUUUUAAGAUUAUUGUAACAAAUAAUAUUAUAUUAUUAAAAUUUGGAAUUAUAGUUACCCGUUUUAUUUACAUAUAUUAUACCUUACAACAGCUAUGAUGAAUUUCAGAAAUCGUAAUAUAAGAAUGUGUGUGAGUACAAUUGUAACAUAGUAAUAACAAAACUUAUUGUUAGCAUUACACAAUUUAAUCAAUGUCUUUUAUUAUCUGCAAUUUUUGUAUUUUUCUUCUGAUUAGAUACUGCAAUACUUGAUUUCUAAUAAUAACAUUAAAAUUUAUAUAAUAUACUUUUCAGUCGAAAUAUUACAAGAUAUUAUUCUUUAUUAACUUAACUGACGGAUAUACAGAUAUAUGAACCACAGCAGAGACAAACUUUAUUCUGUUGCACAUGCACUUUAAAAAAGACAAGAAAUACAAAAAUACGCUCCACGCAUAGAGUAUUAUGACAAUUUACUUUUUAUUAUUCAUAUUUUUUAAUGGGAUAUAUUAUAUGUAUAAUGGGAUAUAAGUAAGUAUUAUAGUUUCCUUCUUUCAAAUAAAUGAGUCGUGCAUCUUCUUUAUUUUGUUAUUAUCUUAUCUUCCUUUUUACUCACAUAUGUAAACGUUUUAUAAAUUACUAAUUUCUAACUUUUGCUGUAAUAGACAAGUAUUAUAGAAAAGUCAAAAAAGAAAUAACUUCUCACACGAACCACAUAAGAAGAAAAAAUUGUUUAGAAAUGAUAUAUAUGCUCACACAGUAAUUUGAACUGUCGUUUGAAAUGGAGUUGUAUAAACAGCAAUAUAAUGCAACGAAUUGUAUGCUUUUAUCAGCGAUUGGUUUAUGGCCGUAUGAUAAUUUCAAAAUCAGACUCGUUCGUUUCGCACUAACACUCUUUAUAAUUAUGUCAUUUCUCAGUGCUCAGGUAUUACCAUAUAAUUAAUAUUUGUAAUAUAUUUGUAAUUUUAUGAUACAGUUAUACAUACACACAUACGCGCGCGCGCACUGACAUACACACACAAUAUUUUAUUAAAUAGCAAUAAAUUAACACAAAAUACUACUUACUACACAAAUUUAUUUUAUCUUUUAUUCUUUAGUACUUUAGCGAUCGUAUUUUCUAUUACAUGUUAUAAUACUAAAAAUUGUUGAAAUUUUAUUAUUUAUUAUAAUUAUUUUAGUGGAUAAAAUUAUACACCUCAGAAUACAGUUCCGACCUUCUUUUAAAGAUAUUAUCUUAUAAUAUUCCUGCGACAAUAUGUUUGAUAAAAUAUAUUUCAUUUUAUGCUGUUUUCGAAAAUGUAAGUUUAAGAACAUUUAAUUAAAAAUAAACUACCAUCACUAAAAUAAUAAUCAUUAUAUUUAUUAGUAGAUUAAAAAAUUUGGACAACUUAUUCGAAAUAAUUGGGAUGCUUUGAAAGAUAAUCGGGAAAUCGAGAUUAUACGUAAACAGGAAAAUUACGGAAAAUUAUUUACAUUAUAUAUAACAAGUAAAUGUUAUAUAAAUAUUUAAUUAUUAAAUUUUAUAGAAGUAAUUGUUUAUAAUGAGUAUUGCUAAAUUAUUGAAUAAAUGCUAAAUAUUUGAUAAAAAGAAUUGAAUAAUCUAAAUACGCACAAGACAAACAUUCUUGUCGUAUUACAUCGAUUGUACCAUAAAAAUUAAUUUUAUACAAAAACUUAACAUUAACCUAAGAAUUGAUAUGCAAAAAAUAAUUUUGAUUAUUCGAUAAAAUGUUCUAAUCGAUUAUUUCAUUACAAGAACUUAAGAAAAUGCUAAAGUUGUCCUGUUUUAGCAAUCAGGAUAAUUAAUUCUAAUUCAUUAAUCUUUUAACUGCCUUUACAAAAUUAAAAAUUCGCUGCCAAAAAUUUUACAACUUUUUUUCUUUUUUUUAUGUAAAGACGUGUUACUGUCUAUAAUUUAAUAAUAGAAAAGGAUUUUUAAUUACAAUAUGUAAAGGCAAUUAAAGGAUUAAUAAAUUGGAAUUAAUAACAUUGAUCGAUAAAAUACGACAACUUUGACAUUUUUUCUAGCAAAAACAACAUAAAA
Monomorium pharaonis (pharaoh ant) is the source of this 4863-nucleotide messenger RNA. RefSeq lists its product as uncharacterized. Gene Ontology annotation, molecular function: olfactory receptor activity; odorant binding. NCBI's taxonomy places the organism in Eukaryota, Metazoa, Arthropoda, Insecta, Hymenoptera, Formicidae. Bases 1328 to 2506 code for a protein of 392 amino acids. The record is from RefSeq and is a predicted model, not a curated record. The transcript is spliced from 10 exons. Gene Ontology annotation, biological process: detection of chemical stimulus involved in sensory perception of smell; sensory perception of smell. Gene Ontology annotation, cellular component: plasma membrane.